Cladophialophora bantiana CBS 173.52 is the source of this 279-nucleotide messenger RNA. RefSeq lists its product as uncharacterized. The record is from RefSeq and is a predicted model, not a curated record. NCBI's taxonomy places the organism in Eukaryota, Fungi, Ascomycota, Eurotiomycetes, Chaetothyriales, Herpotrichiellaceae. The transcript has a single exon. Bases 1 to 279 code for a protein of 92 amino acids.
AUGAACCGUGCCUGCACUCGCCUUCUCCGUAACAAGCCUCCUUCUGCGCCUUUGAAAGUUCCAACCCGUCGCUAUUUCCACCCGGAAUCACGAUCGUUCCAGAACAGCGCCCACGGCACGCACCGAUUUAUCUAUAGGUGGACUAUUCAGGCGAUUGGCACUCCUUUCGCCGUAGCUUACUUCUGUGAGAAGAUCUCGGGGCGAAGUGAUGGCGAGAGCAGCUUCAAGCUCGAACUCUCCGACAUUGGUCCCGGACUGUUGACCAGCCGAUUCGGGUGA